Molecule: messenger RNA, 1496 nt
Organism: Octopus sinensis (East Asian common octopus)
Lineage: Eukaryota; Metazoa; Mollusca; Cephalopoda; Octopoda; Octopodidae
Exons: 2
Coding region: 284-1483 (399 amino acids)
Source: RefSeq, a predicted model, not a curated record
CAGUUGACUAUGAUGACGUUACACCAGUCAUUGGGUGUGACACCUCCAUGUACCGCCUUUUCUAUUAUACAGUGGCAACACACAAACACACACAAAGCCCAUACAUACUAAAGCAAAAGAAAGCAAACAGUUAAAAGCAAAUCCACCCAAGUGUUUCAGAUUAAAAGUGACCAGUCAACUAUACAUUUAAGAUAACAAAAGUAGCUGUCUGUUAACCCAUUUCACUGUAGUUUGGAAGGAAAGAGACGCAAUACAGCGAGUUAUUAAGUAAGAAACUUUCAUAAUGAAGAAUUGCCCAAGAAUUGGAUUUCACCCAAUUCGAGUUCUUGGAUUCAUUGCUGUGGUCAGCAUCUUCUUUCUACUGUUUGCCUGGAAGCAAUAUUCUGUGAAUAAAGAAUAUACAGGGACAACAUUAAACAAACACAACCAAAAGUUUAUAAAUAAUUCUAAGGAAUUUCCAAAUAAUCAAGUGCAUCAUAUAAAUAAGAAAACUGUAAGCAAAAAGAAACAGGAAUUGGUUCAGUUAAACAACAAAACUAAAUAUGUUAUUUUUUACUGUUAUCCUAAAGGUUGUGGAGGUUGGGCAGAUAGGCAGCAAGGAAUAAUUUCUGUAUAUUUAAUGGCACAGGCCAUGGGUCGUCGUUUUGGCAUCAUUAUUACAAGACUUUGUAAUUUUACUAAUUAUCUUCAACCAAACAAAAUUAACUGGACAAUUGACCCAAAAGAGUUGCAUGGCCUAAGAAGUCGUCGCCUUUGUUUGCUUCAGAACAAUACGUACAUUUCCUAUUUACAAUCAGCAGACUUAGAAAUGCUUUACCCUGAAGAUGUCCUCUAUGUGACAACAAAUCGAAUCUAUUUUCACGCCUUGAAACGGAAUCCUCGCUACAAAGAACAACUGCAUUGGGCAUCAAAUAUGUCAUAUGGAAAUUUAUUUGCUAAAAUGAUGAAUUUAUUGUUUCGCUUCAGCAAUGAUUUACAGGAAAAAUUUGACAAAUUCUUUGAAGUCAAUAUCCCCAAGCCAGAUAUACAUCUGGUGUGUGCUCAGAUUCGAAUGGGACAGAACCCUAGUGUUCCAAGAGAUCCCCCAAGGAAUUCAAUGUCAAGUAUUCAGAUUGUUUGGAACUGGUUAAAUAAGUACAACACAAGCAAGUACAAAAUAUUUGUGACAACAGACUCAGAAGAGGUACAGGCGAUAGCUUUAAAAAAAUUUUCUCCUCAAAUUGUGUACACACCAGGGGGAAUAAUACAUAUGGAUCGGCCACGUAAGGAGAUGAAAAACAAGUGUGAUGGUGUAAGGAAAUCGUUUUUGGACCAAUAUAUUCUGAGUGAAUGUGAUACGUUGAUAAUAAGCCGAAGUGGUUUUGGUGAAAAUGCUAUAAUGAUGAGACAAAGAAAAAACAACCUGUUUUAUUUUAGAGAAGGAGUAAUAAAACGAAUCAACAAAGAAAAAUUUUCUCUCAGGUGGUACAAAUAUUGGACGUGAGAUAAAAUUAUUU